GGGGAAAGGCACUUAACGCAUGCUGUUUCCUUCAAAGAAGGAAAAGGAAGUAUGAGGGAAUCUACCCAGUAGGCCUGGUUGGAGGGGUUGGGCGAACAGGCCUAGCAACGGAUCUGACAACAGAGAUGCAUCUUUUGGCACCUGGGCAGACGUCCCUGGCAGGCCUGGAGCAAUGUGGCCAGGCCAAGGCCCGCUGUGUCCUGCCUUUUGUCCAGGAUGACCCCGGCAUCACCCGAGAGCCAGAAACGGUCAUGCCAAGUCCUCCUAUCUCUGGGGAAGGGAACAAGACAUGACCGCACCUCCACCACCUUCCUACGAAGAGACAGCCGCCUUCAACAACAGCGCCCCUUACCCGUACCCCUACCCUGCACCAAUGGGGCUCGGGGGCGCGCCUCCGGCAAAAGAGGGACAGGCUCCGCCCUACCCACAGCAGCCCUACCCUGUGACCUCGGCCCCACCUCCAGGUGCGCUGCCGGCUGCUGCCUCAUCCCCUUCUGCGUGGAUGCCCUCCUGGAUGUGGACCAUUAUUGCCCCAGCUGUAACACACUCCUGGGUUCCUACAAGAGACUCUGA
This is a messenger RNA of Sphaerodactylus townsendi, 573 nucleotides long. It is a transcript of the gene LITAF, whose product is annotated as lipopolysaccharide induced TNF factor. Gene Ontology annotation, biological process: regulation of cytokine production. Gene Ontology annotation, molecular function: zinc ion binding. The transcript is spliced from 3 exons. NCBI's taxonomy places the organism in Eukaryota, Metazoa, Chordata, Lepidosauria, Squamata, Sphaerodactylidae. The record is from RefSeq and is a predicted model, not a curated record. The coding region runs from base 217 to 573 and encodes 118 amino acids.